CCCGCGAUACAAUAAUUGCGUCAAAGUGGAGAAAUGUUUUAUACGAGUCGUUUAAUUUGAAAAACGCGAUGGGGGUGCGAGGUCAAGUGCGCUCCGCCCGCACGAUACGAUCUCCGGCAGUCGAGCCGAGCGGGCCGGGCGGACUGAGCGACUCCAGUUGAGCUGUAACUUAAUGGUUCGAGUGUACCGUACUUAGCGAUCUCUUGCGGUCCAGCUGUGCUGUCUGAGGUACUCCAGCAGUCAAGCCUGUCAGCCUGCUGCCUGAACGGUUCGAGUUGACAAGCGAUCACCAGAGUCGGGCUCGCUGUCUGAACUUUCUAACAGACUCUCAUUCUCUAGCCAUCUCCAGUAGUUGACCUGUGCUAUCUGGAUGGUCCGAGCGGACUUUCUUAUGCUGUCGGAACAGGUCGAAUGACUGAGCGGCUUCGGCAGUCGAGGUGUGCUGCUUAAGCAAACAGACUAAUCUCCAGCAGUCAACCUGAGCAGUCUGAACAGUUCGAGUGAGCGCCGGAGUCAUCGACAGUCGAGGCGCAAAGUCCAGACGGUCAAUGGGACUUCGGCAUUGAUCGCGCUGUGCUGUUUAAGCGGUCCGAGCUGACACACUGAUCCCCAGCAGCUGAGCUGUGUACGGUCGAGUGCGCUAGCUCUGGCAGUCGAAGUGGCCCUGGCGGAGUAAGCGGCUAGUCUCGGGGCCAGGUGUCCGCACGCAUGGCGACCCAGUGACUCCGACAUGGGCUGCACCAGCAGCGCUCCCAGCAUGGACGGAUACAUUUCAGAAAGCUACAGCGCGAGUGUGAAAAACGAAAACACAAGUAACGACGCCGAACAGAACAAGGAACCGAGCUCAAAAGAUGUGAAACUGGUGCUUCCCUCGUGUGAUAAUUUAGAGAAAAAUUUAGAAUUAGCUUGCCAAAAUUCGAUUAAAAAUGGAGCAAGUUCGGAGGAGACACUUGUUGAAACAGUUCCAACUUCGUCCAGCACAAACAAGCUAGAUGAAAAUCAAGAAAAUAUGACUCAUCACGAAAACGACGAACGCAAUAAUAGAAAUGAUUAUGAAAAUACAAAUGAGGAGCACUACACUACGCUCAGGGAAGUUGUCGAUAAAGUUAUGCAAGACAGUACAAUACUACAGAACCAACCGAGCGACGAUGGAGAUAUCGAGGACGAUUAUGAUUACGAUGAUAAAGAUGAAGCAAAGAGUUUCGAUGAUUCAGAUCCGCCUUCUGUAGUAGAAGUUGAAGAAGUACUGGUUGAA
Aricia agestis (brown argus) is the source of this 1255-nucleotide messenger RNA. RefSeq lists its product as uncharacterized. The transcript is spliced from 4 exons. Lineage: Eukaryota; Metazoa; Arthropoda; Insecta; Lepidoptera; Lycaenidae. The annotation marks the transcript as partial. The record is from RefSeq and is a predicted model, not a curated record.